AAGCUAGAAGCUGUACAAAGUUUGCUCUGCUAAUACUGUCAAUUGAUAGCGUACGGUUUAUUGAGGAUCACUUUGAUAAACUAGCUUUACUUUCAGAACAUUUCAGUGUUUAUUGUAAGUUUAUUUGGAUUUUCUCAUCUAUAAGUGUACGCAAGUUUAACCAAAAAUGUUAUUUACCGUGCUCGGAGUAAUUGCUCUCUUUCUGAGAGAAAGAGACACCAACAACACUGAAGAAGAGGUCCGGAAUGAUGUACCACCUGUGAGGAACAGUGACGGUCGAGAAAUCGAUGACUGGUGUAAAGAGCCAUCACUGUUAGAGCCUGUCAGUGUUCACAGUGAGGAACCAUCGCUGGAGGAGCCUGUCAGUGUUCACAGUGAGGAACCAUCGCUGGUAGAGCCUGUCAGUGUUCACAGUGAGGAACCAUCGCUGGUAGAGCCUGUCAGUGUUCACAGUGAGGAACCAUCGCUGGUAGAGCCUGUCAGUGUUCACAGUGAGGAACCAUCGCUGGAGGAGCCUGUCAGUGUUCACAGUGAGGAACCAUCGCUGGUAGAGCCUGUCAGUGUUCACAGUGAGGAACCAUCGCUGGAGGAGCCUGUCAGUGUUCACAGUGAGGAACCAUCGCUGGAGGAGCCUGUCAGUGUUCACAGUGAGGAACCAUCGCUGGUAGAGCCUGUCAGUGUUCACAGUGAGGAACCAUCGCUGGUAGAGCCUGUCAGUGUUCACAGUGAGGAACCAUCGCUGGAGGAGCCUGUCAGUGUUCACAGUGAGGAACCAUCGCUGGAGGAGCCUGUCAGUGUUCACAGUGAGGAACCAUCGCUGGUAGAGCCUGUCAGUGUUCACAGUGAGGAACCAUCGCUGGUAGAGCCUGUCAGUGUUCACAGUGAGGAACCAUCGCUGGAGGAGCCUGUCAGUGUUCACAGUGAGGAACCAUCACUGGAGGAACCAUCACUGGAUCUCAGCUUCUUCUCUGCUGAGUCAAGCUGGAGUGAAGAUCUCUCUUCAAGCUUCUUAACUGUUGAGUCGAGCUGGAGUGAUGAUCUCUCUUCAGGCUUCUUAACUGCUGAGUCUGGCUGUGGUGAUGAUGAACCCCUGUUUGUUGACUCUGCUGAACCUGAGAAACUGAAGGAGGACAAAGAGACACAAAUCAUUGAGAUCAAUUCCCACUGCUAUGCAAUUGAAGCUCAGCUGGGUGAAGGAGGCUGUGGAGCCGUUUUCUCAGCCACUCGUUUAGAAGAUGGCCUUCAGGUGGCAGUAAAAUUGUCCGAUUUCGAGGAGGAGAAGCGAUUCAUCAGUGUUGAUGGGUUUGAAGAUCCACUUCCACUGGAGAUCGCUCUGCACUUUCUUGCCAAUAAAGGCCCCAAGGUUAAGGAAAUCAUCGAGCUUUUGGACUGGAAGGUGGAGGCUGAUAGGUACUUCAUGGUGCUGGAGCAGCCCAUACCCUGCAUGAGCUUGCAUGAAUUCCUUCUCGACUGCAAAGGCAUCAUUCCAGAGAACAAGCUACGAACAAUCAUGUACCAGACAACAGUUGCAGCCCAAACAUGCUGCCAGCGUGGAGUUCUUCAUCGUGAUAUCAAGCUGGAGAACUUGCUGAUUAACCCGGACACCCUUGAGGUCAAACUGAUUGACUUCGGGUGCGGCGAUCUUCUUACUGAGGACAGUUUCCAAUACUUUAGAGGCACCAGAGAGUACUUCCCUCCCGAGUUUUCGUCAACUGGAAGAUACCACGGGAUACCAGCGACAGUCUGGUCACUUGGAGUUGUUCUGUUUCUGCUAGUUUUCUACAGAUUUCCAGAACAAAGUGACUUGCCUAGAAUGAACAACAGAAGGUUGAGGAUUAAAGGCUUGUCAAGAGACUGCUGCGAUUUCUUCCACGGCUGUCUGCAGUUGGACCCAAAGGAUCGGCUUGAACUGCAUAACCUCAGUUCCCAUAAGUGGAUUAGGACGAGAACAAGGAGGAAUGAGGAGAACUGUCCUAAUUUAACGGAUGGAUCUAGUCAUUCCAAUCACCCCAUAACCUCCAAUUAAAUUCCUUGUAAAUAAAAAAAAGAAAUGAUAAAGCACUUAACAAUUUGGACCUUUAUAUAGUGUAUGUGCCUCUUCCUGCACUUUAACACCAGCUUUUGCACUAAUUCUUGCACUUUUACAUGCUAAAAUAAAAUGUAU
Molecule: messenger RNA, 2164 nt
Organism: Danio rerio (zebrafish)
Lineage: Eukaryota; Metazoa; Chordata; Actinopteri; Cypriniformes; Danionidae
Source: RefSeq, a predicted model, not a curated record